Schistosoma bovis is the source of this 2040-nucleotide messenger RNA. The record is from the annotation of a GenBank genome assembly. NCBI's taxonomy places the organism in Eukaryota, Metazoa, Platyhelminthes, Trematoda, Strigeidida, Schistosomatidae.
AUAUAUAUAUAUAUAUAUAUAUUGACUGAUCUAAUUCACAAACACAUAUAUACCUGAUUUGCUUGGUCUCCACUCAUCCCCAGCAAAGAUUGAGUCCAUUUCAAUUUGCUUUUAAAUAACAUAUUGUUUGUGAUCAAUCUAAACAUGUAAACCAAUCAACAACAAGGGAACGUAUCAACCAAUCAGCGAGUAGUUUGAUCAUCAGUUAAACUGUUUCAUGUUACAUAUCAAGCGACCAAUGGAUUCAUUGGAAAAAUAAACCAUCUUAAAAUAGUAAUUUACUAUUUUCCUGUUUAAAAUUUUCCUUUUCACCUAUGACUACUUAAACUACUUAUAAUUUAACAAAAACCUAUUUAGACAUAUACAUAUCAUGUUGAUUUAUUCGGAAUUACUACCUAAUUAUAUGUUGAAAGAUAAUCCAUCAAAAUAUGAUUAUUUGAAUAAUGCAAAAGAAAAACGAUUACCUAGGUUUGCUUUAUCAGAAAAAAAUAAAAAUCGACAACUAUAUGAAAAUCAAAUUAAUUUCACUCCUAACUCUCAUAUUUUCACAAUGAAUUCAUCACAAAUUACAACAAUGAUACAUUCAUAUCGUUUGCCAAUGUUUCCUACAUUAUUACCAAAAUUAGAAACAAAUCAAAAUUAUUAUAAUUUAGAAGAAAAUCAAUAUAAUAAUGAUAAUAAUAUUGAUGAUAGUGAUUCAUAUAAAUCACAUAUUACAUUAGAAUCAAUAACUAAUAAUUCGAAUAAAAUAAUUCAAUUAAAAAAUAUUCAAUCAAUCAAUAAUUAUUUAUUACCAAAAUAUGAAAUAAUCAAUAAAAAAGAAGAAAAUAAUUUUGAAAAGAAAAUAAAUAAUAAAGAAAAAUGUAAGUUGAUGAAAAAUGAAGAAGUACAAAAUAUAAAUGAUUGGGAAUUUGAUCAAAUUAAAACAAAAAAUAAUCUUUCUAUUCGUAUUAAACAUAUUAAUGAAUUAUUUUGUGAAGUAUCUAGGAAAAUGUACUGUUUAAGCGAAGAAAACGGAUCAUUAAUGAAUAAUUUAUUCAAAGCAGCAGAACAUUUAAAAUAUUUAAAAAACAUUUUAAAUAAUGGUCAAGAGCAUCGUUCAACAUUUCAAUAUAAUUAUCAAAUUGAUUCAGUUAAUCGAAUUGAAAAUUCAUCCCAUAAACCUAACAACUGUUAUUCUCCAAGUAGACAUUGUAUUUCUCCUCAUCAAAUUAUGAAUGAUGAUUUCAAUAUUCAUAGAUUAAAAUUAAAAACUGGAAGUUUACAUGAAAAUUUAUUUUCAUUUUCUCAACCAAACUUAAAUCAAGAUAUCAAUGACUGUAAUCUUUCAGAGAAAUAUAAUACUGACAAUGGUACUCAUAUGGAUCAUUAUCAGUAUCAUAAUAAUAAUAAUAAUAAUAAUAAUAAUAAUAAUAAUAAUAGUGAUAACAAUAAAUGUAAUAAAUACACAGAGAAGACACGUUUGGAUAUAUAUAAAACAAAAGUCAUGAACACUAAUGAACAUUAUGUACAGAAGAUCGGUGACAAAUUACUUCAGCAUUCACAAACUAGUAGAAUUUCGCAAAUAUUUACCAAAGCAAAUCACUUUUCAACGAUCAAUUUGACAACUUCAUUAUUUCGUAGUGCUUCGAAGGAAAGAUCUAAAAGAAGACUUAUGUAAUCACAAUUUAAUCUUUCUAAUCUUUUUAAUUUUUCCUCUUUCCAUUGUAACUGUUUCCACUUUUUUCCUACUUAAAGUAUAAACAUUGGAGUUCCUAGUAGACUUAAGUUAAUAAUUCGAGGUAACUAUAGUCGACUCAUAAAACUGUUGAGAGAAUGUCGUUCGGAAGAGAACAAUAUUUUUUUGUGGCUUCAAAUAGAAAGUUCAAAUAGGAGACUGUAAAAACAAAAGCGAAUAAUAUAUUCUAUUUAAACUAUUUAUUACUUCAUGUAAAAAUACGAAGAAAUUUUUGUACGAAUUUCGCAUUUUUUUUGUUUCAAACAUUGCUCGAUUUCUGAUUGUAAACACAUGAAAGUGAAAAUAACAACACUUGUUGCAAC